Hyla sarda is the source of this 923-nucleotide messenger RNA. It is a transcript of the gene FHIT, whose product is annotated as fragile histidine triad diadenosine triphosphatase. The record is from RefSeq and is a predicted model, not a curated record. Lineage: Eukaryota; Metazoa; Chordata; Amphibia; Anura; Hylidae. Bases 387 to 827 code for a protein of 146 amino acids. Gene Ontology annotation, molecular function: bis(5'-adenosyl)-triphosphatase activity; ubiquitin protein ligase binding. Gene Ontology annotation, cellular component: cytoplasm; nucleus; plasma membrane. The transcript has 2 exons. Gene Ontology annotation, biological process: purine nucleotide metabolic process; negative regulation of proteasomal ubiquitin-dependent protein catabolic process; diadenosine triphosphate catabolic process.
ACCUGUCCGGCUCCUCUCUGCUGUCUCCCAUCGUUCCCACCAGCUUCUCCAGUCACCGCAUGACUUCCGGAUUCCAGCGGCUGCGAUUCAAGCCUCGUUGUGGCCGUACAGCCGCAGUGUCAGCGCUUCCUGCAGCCGAAUGAAGCUACCAUUAUACAUUCUGUUGCCGGAUCAGGUUCUGGAAUAACUAGAACUUGAAUAUUUGACGAUAGGGGACACCUUAAGGCACGAUUUUUCCAAGUCUUGAUCUCACUCUCUGUUUCCUGCCGUACCAAUAUAAAAUAGACGGAAAAACACAAAAAAAAAGUUUUUAUUCUACAUUGUAUAACGGCUCAGUCCUUGUUCGCGCACUGUACACAAUAGCAUCGCUGUGUUUUUUCCCCACCAUGGCUUUGAGUUUCGGUAAGAAUCUUAUUAAGCCCACGGUCACUUUCCUAAGGACGGAGUUGUCCUUUGCUCUCGUGAACAGGAAGCCGGUUGUACCGGGACACGUCCUAGUCUGUCCGCUGAGGCCUGUCAAACGUUUCAAAGACUUGAUGCCCGAAGAAGUAAGUGACCUCUUCAGCACAGUACAGAGCGUGUCCACGGUGGUGGAGAAACACUUUGGUGGCACCUCCCUAACCAUCUCCAUCCAGGAUGGUCCAGAGGCCGGGCAGACUGUUCCUCACGUUCACGUGCACAUCUUACCCAGGAGGACGGGGGAUUUUAAAAAGAAUGACACAAUCUAUGAGGUAUUGCAGGACCACGACAAGGAAGAAGCUUCAGAGAAGUGGAGAUCUGAGGAAGAGAUGGAGGCAGAAGCUGCUGAACUCCGGAAGUAUUUCUAAAAAAAAAAAAAAGGACAUUUCUGCUUCAGAUUUUACAUUUCAGAUUGUAUCUCAACAUAGUCGUAAUGUCAUUAAACCAUUAAACUGAUGUGAUAA